Oikopleura dioica is the source of this 324-nucleotide messenger RNA. Lineage: Eukaryota; Metazoa; Chordata; Appendicularia; Copelata; Oikopleuridae. The record is from the annotation of a GenBank genome assembly.
AUGGAGAGACCACAGAAUCGACAAAGCGAAAGUUCAAAUGAAGCUGCAAACUCACCAUCGAAUCGACUGUAUUUUAGACCAGACAACGAUCAGCUUUACUGGGCGAAGAUUUUCGGCGGAGCUGCGCCUAGCCACUCAAACAGUGGGCGAAAGAAGAGUAUGAAGCGCGCAGAUGAAUUAUCCCGCUCGGAGAAAAGGAAAGAUUCGCUCACUUCUAAUGACGUCGAUGCGCAUACCAAGUGGCUUCUCUUACAAAAUAUCCAGAAUCAAGGUGGAUUCAUCGAAAAAAGUGCUCAGCAGAAUCCACACAGCAGCAAGACAUGA